GACAAACUAUUGAUCUCUCUAUCCCCCCAAAUAGCCAUACCUAUUAACUUUGGCCAUUAUAGAUAAAUGAAAUUUUCACUUUUGUUUCUUGCAAAAAAAUUGCAGACUACUUCUUUAGGACAAAAUGGCCUUGAGCUUUAAAAAGAAAUGUCAAAUGUAGCAGUAAGCAAAACUGAAAGAUUGCUAUAAUCUAAGGCCCCUUCUACACCGCUUUGUACUGGAUUAUAUGGCAGUGUAGACUAAUAUAAUCCAGUUCAAGCAGAUAAUGUGGAAUAUCUGAUUUGAUUACCUGGAUUUUAUGGCAGUGUUGAAGGGGUCUAACACAGGAAUUAAGAGGAUGUUCUUAAGCUAGGGGAUCAUAGAAGAAUUUGUACACGUGUAUAGUUUCUGGACUUGCUCUAGUGAGAUGGCAUUUCUCACACAUGUUUGCAACAAUCAUCAGCUGUGAUGAAACACCAUAACCCCUAUUACGGGAAUAAUCAUUGAUCAAACCGCAAUCACAAAAUCUAGUUAGUUCCUCUUAAAGGUGUUCCACCACACCUUCAGCACUUAUAAGGUAAUCAGUCAUGCAUAUUGAGUCCACAGCAUCCUUUGAACAGCAGCAAUAGUUACAGAGAGGCUCAAGAAAUAUACUAACUUGGCAGAAUGGAUCUCAUUUUACUCAAAAUAUUUCUCAUCAACCUGGUCACAUGCUUCACUUUAUUAUUGAUUAGUCUUCUCACUAUAUAUUUCCUGUGGCCUUCAAAGCUGAUGGAGAUGACAAAUUGGUUCUUAUCUCAGAAAUAUGGGUUAAAGAAGAACUAUGUCAAGCAUGAGGGUUACCAGUUCUGUUACUACUCCCAAGGAAAACCCGGUUUCGAGCCCUCCAUCCUGUUGCUGCACGGCUUCUCGCUCAACAAGGACAUGUGGCUAAUGAGCAUGCCAUAUUUUCCUAAGGGCACCCACUCGAUCUUUGUGGACUUGCCCGGACAUGGGGAAACGUCUUGUUUGCCAGGAGACCGUUACAAGGCAGUGGAUCAAGCCAAAAGGUUACACCAGUUUGUUGAGUGUACGGGUUUGUGCAGAACGCCUUUCCACCUAGUUGGCAUCUCCAUGGGCGGAAUGAUUGCUGGGGUUUAUGCUGCUCUCUAUCCAUCAGACCUCUGUGCAUUGUCCCUCCUUUGCCCAGCAGGUGUGAAGUAUCCAGAAGAUAAUGUGUUCAUGAAGCACUUGAAGGAGUUGAAUAAAAACCACAAACUUGAUUGCGAUAAUCCUUUGGUACCUUUGGAUGUAAAGGGAGUAAGACACCUUUUCAAAACUGGCAUGUUCAGGUCUAUGUUCAUACCCUAUCAGAUUUUGAAAGGACUAGUCAAACUGCGAGAAUACGACAACCAAUUUUACUCAAAAUGUUUUAUAGACUUGGCCCAAGAUGACAACUUGUACUGCCUUCAUGACCACAUAAACAAGAUCACAACUCCAAUGCAGGUUAUCUGGGGAAAGGAUGACAUUAUAUUGGAUCCGUCUGGGGCAGAAAUUUUAGCCAGAGCUAUUCCUGGUACGCAAGUGCACUUAUUGGAUAACUGUGGACAUUUCAUAUUAUCUGAUUUGCCCAAAAUACCCAUAGACCUUAUCAUGGACUUCCACACUUCAGUUUGGUUCACAAUGGAUAAGAAAUUGGUAUAACUCAAGAAUCAAACAUUUCAUGUAUCAAA
Anolis carolinensis (green anole) is the source of this 1691-nucleotide messenger RNA. RefSeq names its product monoacylglycerol lipase ABHD6. Gene Ontology annotation, molecular function: monoacylglycerol lipase activity. Gene Ontology annotation, biological process: acylglycerol catabolic process. Lineage: Eukaryota; Metazoa; Chordata; Lepidosauria; Squamata; Anolidae. The record is from RefSeq and is a predicted model, not a curated record. Gene Ontology annotation, cellular component: mitochondrion. The transcript has 9 exons. The coding region runs from base 646 to 1662 and encodes 338 amino acids.